This is a messenger RNA of Mycena indigotica, 1152 nucleotides long. RefSeq lists its product as uncharacterized. NCBI's taxonomy places the organism in Eukaryota, Fungi, Basidiomycota, Agaricomycetes, Agaricales, Mycenaceae. Bases 1 to 1152 code for a protein of 383 amino acids. The record is from RefSeq and is a predicted model, not a curated record. The transcript has 4 exons.
AUGCAGCUGGAGCCACGACCAAAUCAAAGCAUGGGAAAUGCAAAUGAAGGUGUCGAGAAAUCGAACGGCACAGACCAGAACGUCGACGAACAUAGGGCAAAGCGCGCUCUUUGUCGAAUUCUCUAUAUGAAAGGAUGGUCGCCUGCCAAGAUCAUACAGGACACCGGCAUGGCCGACGGUACGGUCCGUCGCGCGUUGAAGAACACGCUCGAAACAACUCGCUCGAAGGAGCCAUGGCUUCAGCACGACCGCGACGAUAUUACCCAGGACGAAACCUUCGUCGACAAGAAUCUUCUGGCGGAUUUACUUGCCGAGUAUGGUACCUUCGAAAGUCACGAUGGUGAUGAGUCGGAGCUCGAUGAACUCGAAUCGGACACUCCUAACCCUGUCGUCAUCAUCUCGCCGAAGCCAUCAUCGAAAGCACAUAACUCCCCAACCAACAAAUUAUCCGCAUCUGAUCGAGCGUUGUGCCGUAUACUCCGCAAAGAUUAUGGUUGGUCGUUCAACCGGAUGGCAACAGCAUUCGGGAUGCCUCGACCAGGGGGUCCUUCGCCAGUGUGUCAAGCGGUCAAUCAACCGGGCUCAGACGAUGUAUUGAAGGACCACGAGAUAGUCGACAAAGUAAAGCUCGCCAAGCUCAUUGCAAACCAAGUCUCCCACUCAGCAGUGGGGAAAGAAAAGCAACAUGUACCUUCGACUCCCAACCAAUCGUAUCUAAAUUCUUCGCGGUUCAAGCCAUACAACACUUCCAACAGAAAAAAUCCUAGUCGGGCCGCGGAGUACCGAACGGUGUCCAGCAUUCCCAUUGCUCCAGCCAAGGCAAAUUUAUUCUCGCCCAGUCCUCUUCAAAUCUCCGCGCAUCGGAAAAAUUAUGCAGAUAGCUGCCGUCCAGAAUCCAAUAACGCUCAUCAUCUGCUCGCAGAAUUCCUCGCAAACAUCCGGCCUGAGAUCAAUCUGUCCUCCCGCCACGGCUUGUUUAUCCAUCGGGGUAUCGACACGGUUAGCAAACUGCGUGCAUUGAAGACCUGGGAGGAUGCUGAUUUGCGUGAAGCACUCGGGGAGUGGUUCAAAACUGGGGAAGGGUUGGCAGGAUUCGUCCCGCUCAGUGACUACGAACUGGUCGCGCUUCGACAGGCAAUCCGGAAGCUGUAG